AUGCCUAAUAAACCGAACAAAUUUGGUAUAAAAUUCUGGUUAGCUUUCGAUGGCAAAAGCAAAUAUAUAGUUAUAAGGAGAGAAUCUUCGGUUCCACUUGGGGAAUCAAAUAAUGGUACUCAGACAAUUUACAAAGCUAAACCUAAUAAAAAAAUACCGAUACUAGAAUAUCACAAGAGUAGCACAAAAUUCGAUGUUAGAACCGACCAAAUGGCCAGAAAGUAUUGCAUAAAAUCUAAAUCACAGAGAUGGUCUUUGCAAAUAAUUUUUAGUAUCUUAGAUUUAGCCGAGACAAAUGCUUGGAUUUUAUAUAAAGAAACGGGAGAAGCAAUUUCGAGGCAAGAAUUUCUUUCAUUUCAAUUGAGAGAAGAGCUUGCCAUCGAAUAUCAAGAAGAGUAA
Heterotrigona itama is the source of this 399-nucleotide messenger RNA. NCBI's taxonomy places the organism in Eukaryota, Metazoa, Arthropoda, Insecta, Hymenoptera, Apidae. The record is from the annotation of a GenBank genome assembly.